Pan troglodytes (chimpanzee) is the source of this 1692-nucleotide messenger RNA. RefSeq names its product RWD domain containing 2A (gene RWDD2A). Bases 542 to 1420 code for a protein of 292 amino acids. The record is from RefSeq and is a predicted model, not a curated record. The transcript is spliced from 3 exons. Gene Ontology annotation, molecular function: protein binding. Lineage: Eukaryota; Metazoa; Chordata; Mammalia; Primates; Hominidae.
GCCGGUCGCGCGCAGCUGGCGCCUGAGGAACUGCGGCUGCGGUUCCGAGCGGGGUCUGGGGCUGUUACCAUUGAAUGACCAGAAAGGGUGAGGCCCCCGCGGUGGCCCGGGGGUUGGGGCCGAGGGUCGCGGGCCCUCAGAGCACUGCGGCCGCGGAGGCACAGCCUCCGCCUCCAAAUCCGGGCCUCUGGGGGCGGCAGGCCCUGCGUUCCUGGGAAGCCGGGGUUCCUAGUGGUCUUGGCUAGGAGCGGGGGUGGGGAAUCAGCCCCGUCGCUGGGCCUCGGACAGGGCGACCUCGCCCACAGUGAGCGCCGCCGGCGGCCCGCAUCCCCCUCUCCGACGUCGAGGUCAUCUCCCAAACCUUUGAAUCUGGGAAGCCUUCUCCGGCUGCCGUCUCCCCGGCUCUCGGUGCAAAUCGUUCCUGCAGAAUUGCUUCCACGUAAAGGGACCUUCGGGAAAUUUCGCUGGAUACCGGCUGGCAUUGACAAACCCAGCGUCCCUGAGCCUUGUGAGGUUUCCAGCAGGCUGAUUGCGAGGCAACAUGUCUGCUUCGGUGAAAGAAAGCCUUCAGCUUCAGCUACUGGAGAUGGAAAUGCUGUUUUCUAUGUUUCCUAACCAAGGAGAAGUAAAACUUGAAGAUGUAAAUGCCCUGACGAAUAUAAAGAGGUAUUUGGAAGGCACAAGGGAGGCGCUGCCACCAAAAAUCGAAUUUGUAAUUACGCUCCAGAUUGAAGAGCCCAAGGUGAAAAUUGAUUUGCAAGUGACCAUGCCUCACAGCUACCCCUAUGUAGCAUUGCAGCUGUUUGGACGGUCAUCUGAACUUGACAGACAUCAGCAGCUACUUCUCAACAAAGGUCUCACUUCUUACAUAGGGACUUUUGAUCCAGGUGAGCUCUGUGUAUGUGCAGCAAUCCAGUGGCUACAGGACAACAGUGCAUCUUAUUUCCUGAACAGAAAGCUUGUAUAUGAACCAUCUACACAAGCAAAGCCAGUCAAGAACACAUUCCUCCGAAUGUGGAUCUACAGUCACCAUAUAUAUCAGCAGGACCUAAGGAAAAAGAUUUUGGAUGUUGGGAAAAGGUUAGAUGUGACUGGAUUUUGCAUGACAGGAAAGCCUGGUAUAAUCUGUGUGGAGGGUUUCAAAGAGCACUGUGAGGAGUUCUGGCACACAAUUAGGUACCCCAAUUGGAAGCACAUUUCCUGUAAGCAUGCUGAAAGCUUGGAGACAGAAGGAAAUGGUGAGGACCUGCGCCUUUUCCAUUCUUUUGAAGAGUUACUCCUUGAGGCUCAUGGUGACUAUGGAUUAAGGAAUGACUAUCACAUGAAUCUGGGCCAAUUCUUAGAAUUUCUCAAGAAGCACAAAAGUGAGCAUGUUUUUCAGAUACUAUUUGGUAUUGAAAGCAAAAGUUCAGACUCAUAAAAAGCGAUUAAGAGGCCUAUGCCUGUAAUUUCACUAAGUCAGUAUUUCUGUUAAUAAGACCAAAUUAAAAAGGCUAGUGGCUGUGUAGCAUCCUCAGUGCAAAACCCAGCUCCAGAAUUUUCACCUGGUAACGAAUUUCAACUGACAGUGAAAUGAAUAGGCCUUUAAACUUUAUAACAGUGCAAUUGUGAUGUUAUCUCUAGGUUUUUGUGUGAAGUCAUUCAAAAACUAUUUCAUUGUAAAUAAUAAAAACAAUCCAUUUAACCUGUGAA